AAAAAGUUGAACCCAAGUGCCAAAAAAAACAGUUGAGCCCAAGUGCCUGUCCGAAUGAGGUAUAGUCGUCGUCCCAAAAUGGGGGGAGUUUGAGGUGAUCAACAGGGGGGCACUUGGGUUCAUGUACAUCCUCCAAGUCGAGGUGGUGGCUUGAAGAGAAGAAACUGUCUAUCCUUCAAGUACCGAGUCUUUCUAGACAGACGCCUCUCUUUCCGCCACUACGCGUUCUCAUUCCUAUCCUUAAUCGUUACCUGCCAUUCGUACCCUUGCGGGCCUAUGUCUAAGUAUAUUGGCCGAGCUAUCCUAACUUAGUAUUUGCUUUACAAUUUUUGAGUCUCCCCCCCAAAGGGAUAUAUACCUAGGUAAGUAUCUCUCUAUUAGACGUACCACUACCACUUUGUCUUUGUCACAUCUAUAUAUCUAUAUCUAUCCCCUCAUUCCUCAAAACAUCCCAUGAAGCUCUCCUCCCAUUGAAUUUUGCCACCUAUCCUCCUUCAAGUAUCGGUAUUGUCAUUCGCUCCUGGAGUCGAACCUUUUUUGGACUACGAUCUUUGCUUCCGACCCUAAUUCAGAUACGAUGAUGGAAAUGCACCACAUGGAUAUGAGGGUGGGUUACUCUGAAGGGUUUCCCCUCGAUAACCCUGGCCUCUCUUGCUCUUCUUCGUCAGGUAGCUUUUCUUCAGCUUCAACAUCCAGUUCUAUGCCCGAGCCAUUCACGCCAACGUCUGGUCGAUCAACCCCCGGAUUUCGCACCAUGUCGAUGGACCAUGACUCUGUCUCCUAUUCAGGACCGGGAGUAUUUGAGCUAACUCCACCUUCGUCAGCCUUAGGAGGUUAUUUCCCGUCAGACUCUAAGGCAGAGUUUCAACGAUACAUGGAAUACGGCAGUGCUUCACCAAGCCCGACUCGAAAGUCCAGUAUGCAGACACAGGCGAUGGAGUUCAACUAUGCUUCUAUGAUCCCUGCUACGUAUCCUUCUCUGCCAACUCAAGAACAAGCUAUUGAGGCCGGCAAUCCUCAACCUCUUGGCCAUUAUUCCUUCUCGAACUAUAUUGCGUCGCCACAGUACCCAGUGCCUGCCCCAGGGUAUCACUUUGAAGACCCAUCUCGAGAUCCAGCAUCGAUGUGGUCGUGGACUAGUGAGAGUCCAGUAUCGUUUUUCGGAAGAGGGCAUCCCUCAGCUUCGCCUUCUCCAUCUCAGCCUCUUUCUGCUCGUGAUCGGAACGGCCUUCCACCGCCGCACCUCUCUCACGACAGGAGGCGAGUCAACAUCAACAAGGUCCAGCAAAAGACUACGGCCCUGCAAAGAGUGCAAAGAACGCAGCACAGACAUGGUGUCAGGAUAGAAAGAAUCGCCGCCGCUACUUUCAAGUGCAACUACCCGGGCUGCCAAAAGGGGCCCUUCAAGCGACAGGAACACUUGAAGAGGCAUAAGAAUACAAAACAUGCCGAUGACCCAGGGGCUAUCAUCACAAACUGCCCGUUCUGCAAGAACAAGCCGUUCAACCGAAAAGACAACUACCGGCAACAUCUCAAGCUUCACACCAUGAAGAACCGUCCAACUCGCCGCACAGAUUACCACCCUGAGGCCCAAGCCCUGCUUGAUGAAGAGAUAAACAAGACCAAGCAACGGAGUCAGCUGAAGAAUAAAGGCGUCACGUUCAAAGACGAAGACUAGUCACAUUAAAUUGAUACCCCCGACUAUCCGUUUAGUUCCCAAACAAAUCAAAGGAGUUUUUAUGUUUUGAAAUUACGGCGGUAAAUCUUGGAUAUCACGCUGUCAGGCCAGAUAUGAAACUCCUGUGUUGGGGGACUUGGAAAAGGAGCACGGCGUUAAGGGCACGGGAAUCGACUCUCUUUUUUAUAUUUUCCCUUUGUGACUUACAGUACCCUCGAUAUCUUUGCAUUUGGAGGUUUACUUGAUUCAAAGGCGUUUUUUGGAGUACUUGUAUUGAGUUACCCGUUCUAUAGUUUCUACGUUUACGUUUUUUUUUAUCACGGUAACUCCGUGAGCGUACUCGGCAGAUCGUGGAGCUACGGGCUUGGGGAAGAGGAUACCAUUGUUUCUAAAAUCGUGUUACUGAGUAGCCUACGGGCUACCAAUUUUGUAUAAUAAUAGGUAGUUAUCAGCAUUCGCAUAGGUGGUCGAAAAAAAGCAUACGAAAAAAAAAGACACUCUCUUCUUUUGUGAUGAUCGUGAACAACAACCCUUAGCCCCCUUCUUUCUCCUGGAAGGGUUU
Molecule: messenger RNA, 2240 nt
Organism: Hypoxylon fragiforme
Lineage: Eukaryota; Fungi; Ascomycota; Sordariomycetes; Xylariales; Hypoxylaceae
Exons: 2
Coding region: 578-1678 (366 amino acids)
Source: RefSeq, a predicted model, not a curated record